Moneuplotes crassus is the source of this 576-nucleotide messenger RNA. NCBI's taxonomy places the organism in Eukaryota, Ciliophora, Spirotrichea, Euplotida, Euplotidae. The record is from the annotation of a GenBank genome assembly.
UAACGAUUAAAUAUGAAAACUGCACCUAAAGUCGUGAUUGGAGAACCAGUUCAGGUGAAUCCAUCUAAUGCCAACCAUUUUGGAGGUGGCAGACCAGGACAAUACAAUAACAGUACUAAUCUGUACCCUUCUCAAGGAUAUGGAGGGUCUUCAGGAGCGUAUGGAGCAGGACCUAUGGGACCUCCAGCACCAGCCAGUUAUGAUCCUUAUGCUCCUCAACAACACUACGUCCCACCCCCAAGCUGCUAUGGGAUGAAUAAGCCUAUACCUAUAAAGUGACCGAAUUGUGGGCAUGGUGAUUCUUUACGCUACACAAAGACUAAAAUAAGUAUUUCACCGACACAAUGGAUACUAUUCAUAAUCUUGUACCUUUUCUUCCCAAUGUGUUGUUGUGCUCCUUGCUACGUCCCCAGCUGCUACAGAGUCACCCAUACCUGCGGAGAGUGCAACUAUUUCAUAGGUAUUUCCCAAUAAAAAUUUGCACACUAUGAAGUCUAAUCAAUGAUUAAAAUAAACAAGCACCGAGGCCAGAGUUCAUCGAAACUAAUCUUUAUGGCUAAGCUCACUUAGGUUAAA